AUGGCUUCAAUCACUGUGACCGGUGCCGCUGGGCGCCAGAUUCAAGUCCCAACGGGUCUCUUCAUCCACAACGAAUUCGUUCCUUCCACUACAUCCCUGGUCGUCGAGAAUCCUUCCACAGGCGAAUCCCUCGGAACCAUCUCUGCCGCGUCUCCCGAAGAUGUCAACAAGGCUGUCGAGUCCGCCACUAUUGGCUUCAACGUGUGGAAGAAUACCCCCGGCCCGGCCCGCGCGAAGCUCCUCUUGAAGUUGGCCGACCUAAUCGAGCGAGAUGCAGAUGACUUCGCUUCCCUCGAGGCCGUCGAUGCCGGUGUCCUGUAUACUGACAGUAAGGGCAUGAACAUCCCUCAGGCGGUUGGAAACCUCCGGUACUACGCCGGGUGGGCGGAUAAGAUCGACGGAAAGACUCUUGCCAUGGAGGGUGGCGUCGCCUUCACGUAUCGGGAGCCCUUGGGUGUCUGUGGAGCCAUUGUACCCUGGAAUGCGCCUUUGAUGAUCACUAUCUGGAAGCUAGCUCCGGCGCUUGCAGCUGGUAACUCGCUUAUCAUCAAACCGUCCGAAUUAUCUCCGCUCUACGCCCAGAAGCUUGCCCUGCUCAUCCAGGAGGCGGGAUUCCCCGCCGGUGUGGUCAACAUUAUUUCCGGUGACGGCGCAUCGGCCGGUAGGGCUUUGGCGGAGCACAUGACUGUGCGCAAGAUCUCGUUCACGGGAUCCAGCGCGACGGGCCGACAGAUUCUCAAGACUGCGGCGUCGACCAACCUCAAGCGCGUGAACCUCGAGCUCGGUGGUAAGGGUCCGUCGAUUGUUUUCGACGACUGUGAUUUGGAUAAUGCGGUCUUGUGGACCCGGAUCGGUAUUACGGCCAACAAUGGCCAGAUCUGUGCGGCUGGUUCGCGCAUCUACGUGCAGAAGAGUAUCUACGAGAAGUUCCUAGAGGCGUACACGAAGAUGGCCGAAGGGAGUCCGUCGGUCAUUGGUAACCCCCUUGACCCGGCUACGACGAAGGGGCCGAUCGUCAGCGCGGCACAGCACAACAAGAUCCUGUCGUAUAUUGAACAGGGUAAGCAGUGUGGGGCCCGACUCCUCUUCGGCGGCGAGAAGGUUGGCGAUAAGGGAUACUUUGUUGAGAACACCGCGUUUGCCGAUGUCUCUGAGAAUGCGACAAUCAUGAAGGAGGAGAUCUUCGGUCCGGUCGCGAGCAUCGCACCUUUCGAGACGGAAGCUGAGGUUAUCGCUAAAGCGAACGAUACCCUGCAUGGUCUUAGCGCGGCCGUUUUCACCAACGACAUCAGCCGUGCCCACCGUGUGACGGCCGCCCUCGAGUCUGGCCAAGUUACUGUGAAUGCCUGGGCGAUGCUUAGCCCCAACGCACCGUUCGGCGGUGUCAAGGAGAGCGGCUUCGGGCGGGACAUGGGUGAGGAGGCCCUGGAGGGAUGGACAUCCGUCAAGAGCGUCAAGUAUGCCAUUUUGCCCCCCAAGCUGUAG
Molecule: messenger RNA, 1485 nt
Organism: Aspergillus pseudonomiae
Lineage: Eukaryota; Fungi; Ascomycota; Eurotiomycetes; Eurotiales; Aspergillaceae
Product: putative aldehyde dehydrogenase
Exons: 4
Coding region: 1-1485 (494 amino acids)
Molecular function (GO): aldehyde dehydrogenase (NAD+) activity
Source: RefSeq, a predicted model, not a curated record